AUUCAGCAAUAGCAAAAUAAUGAAGAUAUCACGAAGACAUGGAGACCUAUUGCGGCAUAUAAUAGGCUAUAUGUUACAGGUGGAUUUAUUAUUAUGGUACAGACAUUUCCGCGAAAUGAAUGGUAAAAUGAAAGGCAUACCAAAUACAUUUCUAAACUCGUGCGUGUGUAUAGGCCUGUAUCUUCCUAUGCACUUUGUAAACCUCAAAUUACAAAUGAUAAACCUUUCGUCAGUGAAUGUUUGACUUGCAUUGAGCAGAAAUUAGCCUACGCAAAAAAAAAGUUGUGUUUAGGGUAAUUUACGUAGGCCUAAAUUAAAUGGGUCGUUUAUAUGUCAAUACAACAAACCAACUGCACCGAAUAUAGUGUGGAUCCAAUAUGCAUCGUCCCAAUCUUCCGGCCAAUGGAAAUUGGGGAGCCUUCAACCCCUAACUAAUCACAAACUGAUAGGAGAAAAUGAAAACACGGAGAAACGAGGCCAGGGUAUGUAGUUGGGUAUGCUGUAAUUACCAUAAUAAUGGUAAAUAUAAAUUAAUAUAAAAGGUAUCCCUAAAAUGUAAAAUCGGUCAACUCCUAUUUAAACAGAACUAUGUGGUGGCUAUUGGUAAACACACCCAGGUCAAUGGUGUAGGCUACAUUUUAUACUAACAACGUAUCACACUUAUGUCAAAGAAUGUUAAACCGACUCUUAGCCCCAUACUUCAACAUAAAACUCAACACUGAUAAACAUAAAGGCCCCUUUAAGUCCGACUGUCCUCAGGCCUUAUCGGUAGACAAAAAUGCAAACGUAAGUACCUUGAGCUUUUCUACUGGUUCAGCUGAGUAGCCUAUGUAAAAAUGUUCUGAAGAUCUGGUUCUGAACGAAUCCGUUCCGUUUUGCUUGAGUCCGCCUCUCCGUGCCUGUUCCUAUUGACGCACUUAAAGACUCUUCCCUCAACCUUAAGGCGAGUAGCAGCGACCAAUCACCAUGCCAUUACAGGCUUCAGAGGAAGCUGUUUAUGUGACUCCAGCGCUAAUUAGGCUCAUGAACUAACAAAUCGCUUGCACAACUGGUGAGGAACCGAUCACAUCCAUGGAUUGUCUGGCGCAGUUGACCACCUUUAUGGCUAUUUGUUGAUUUGUUGUUACUUUGGCUUCUAUUCUUGCUGCACUCUUCGUUCCAAAGUUAUUUAUGCUGACAAACUUUCUCGGUGUGGAGUAGUAACCUAUUUUUUUUUACGAAGAACGCCUGCACCUCUUAAACUCUAAGCUGGGGAAUCUUGACUAUCAAACCAUGUUUCAACCUACACCGAAGAGGUGUUUUACUAUAGAAUCGUUGGUAGCGAAGGAUAAUCCUCUACCAGUGUCGAGGUCUGAGGAGCCCAUACGACCAGCAGCUCUGAGCUAUGCAAACUCCAGCCAAAUGAAUCCAUUUCUGAACGGGUUUCAUUCCAGCGGCAGGGGCGUCUACUCUAAUCCGGACUUGGUGUUCGCUGAGGCGGUCUCACAUCAGAAUAACUCCGGUGUCCCAGUUCAUUCGGUACCACCUCCACACGCGUUGGCUCACCCACUUUCAUCCUCACAUAGUCCGCACCAUCUUUUUGCCAGCCAGCAAAGGGACCCCUCAACUUUUUACCCAUGGCUAAUACAUAGAUAUAGGUACUUGGGUCACAGAUUCCAAGGUAACGAAACAAGCCCGGAGAGCUUCCUUUUGCACAAUGCACUGGCCAGAAAGCCCAAAAGAAUUCGGACAGCUUUUUCCCCUUCCCAACUUCUGCGGCUUGAGCACGCAUUUGAAAAAAACCAUUACGUCGUAGGUGCCGAACGAAAACAGCUUGCGCACACCCUUAGCCUCACAGAAACUCAGGUAAAAGUGUGGUUUCAGAACCGAAGAACCAAGUUCAAGCGUCAAAAGUUGGAGGAGGAGGGUUCAGAUUCGCAACAGAAGAAGAAGGGGACCCAUCACAUAAACCGAUGGAGACUCGCAACUAAACAAGGAUCGGGAAGCCCGGAGGAAAUUGAUGUAACUUCAGACGAUUAAAAUACGAAAUUGUUUGAACCUGGGACAGCCGUGUGGCGUGAAGGAUGACAUGGCUAAGGAUGCUGUGUACAGAGAGACAGAGAGAGGGUAAAGCCAAUGUCACAUUUCGAUUCUUCGGAGAUCGGCAGCUGAGGGUGAGAGAUCCGAUUGGUGGCACUGCUGUCACUACCAUGGGUCUGUCAAACCAUAUCAAAUUGCCCAGGCAAAAGUGAUUGACAGUAUCGCAGUCCACCUACCUGACCACGUUCCACGCAUCAACCCACCACUACAAUCUCCCACGAACCACCCAAAAAUUAAUCUCCAAUUCACAUUGGACAUUUGCACUUCUGAAAGUUUCUAAAUAUGAACGUUUCCACUCAAGAUACCAAAAUCCACAACUGUUUUUGUAAAACUUAAAUUGCAUGGUAGACUUUCUGGUAGUUGUUUUAAUUUGAUAAUUUUCUCAAAAACAACUUUGUUUUAACUCUAUUUUCAAUCUCAGAGAUGUUGUGCUUCUUCCUUUUUACAAAGUGUGCAGUCUUUUAAUUAAUGAUUAUCGUGUUAAAGUGAUUGUGAGAACAGUAUGAAGUAGCAGUGCUGCGUUAUAGUGUUUUUAAAGAAAAUGUAUUUCGAAAACUUUAUAAAAGUUUAUCAAACCACAGAUAAAGUACUUAAAGGGAAAGUAUCCAGGACAUUCCUUAAACCUAAAGCUUUACCAUGUCUCCGUUAUUCUGUCACGAGCAUAUUGUCAGGAUUUGACCCUUCCGUGAGAGUUGCCACAAAGGACUAAUGCAAGAAUUGACUGCCGUAGAGGCGAGAAAACGUCAAGCACUGAGCGUAUCCAUGUACAGAGAUACUAAAAGUUAAUGUUUCUGUUAAACCCUCUUUUAUCAGAAUGUAAAUAAUGUUGUGUUUGUGUUAAGUUUGCUACAAUUUUAACACAAAGUAUACUUCCAAGAAGUAUGUAAUUGUUAAUAUUUUGUCAAUAAAGUUUUAUCAAUAUGUUG
Molecule: messenger RNA, 3005 nt
Organism: Oncorhynchus keta (chum salmon)
Lineage: Eukaryota; Metazoa; Chordata; Actinopteri; Salmoniformes; Salmonidae
Product: homeobox protein EMX2-like
Exons: 3
Coding region: 1273-2019 (248 amino acids)
Biological process (GO): neuron differentiation; central nervous system development; brain development
Molecular function (GO): DNA-binding transcription factor activity, RNA polymerase II-specific; DNA binding
Source: RefSeq, a predicted model, not a curated record